Rhopilema esculentum is the source of this 633-nucleotide messenger RNA. The record is from RefSeq and is a predicted model, not a curated record. Lineage: Eukaryota; Metazoa; Cnidaria; Scyphozoa; Rhizostomeae; Rhizostomatidae.
AUGUCGGACAGCGAAUACAGCAGCACCGAAAGUAUUUCAGAGCAAUUUUCAUUAAUCGAUAGUUCAACUGACGGAGAUUAUGAAGUUGUGAACUUACAAGCUCACGCUCCAUACCAAGACGAACCACUGGCUCUGCCUGGGCAAGCGCGAGUGAAUUUUGAGGAAGACAAGGAUGGCAUUCCUCGUGAAACACUGGAGGCCAGAUUCGAGAAGAGAGUUGCUGUGAAUGACUGGUGCUCGUGUUCACAGUGUAAAGAUGAACUGUUGGUGGGUGCGUUAGAAUACAGAUGCUGCAGGGAAGUACACUGUGCUAUUGGCAAGGCAGUUUUUGAUGGCACAAUUGAUGGAAUAACAUGUAUCAUCCAACACCGCGAUUACAACGCAUUGGUCAAUACAGAGGUCCUGAUGAUGGUUGGGCCUUUAUUGAAAGACUCGCAAGGGCGAGCAUACAAGCGAAGAGCAGGACAAGGCAGAAACGAGUAUCUUAGAGCUGUUGCCUACAGAUGGCUAAUUCGUUGGUUCUGUGGUUACCUUGGUUGGGACAACAGAAGACCACUGCCAGCCUGCAUAUACCAUAACAUAAGGACAAAAUUCCAGACAGCUGCUACUACUGGUUAUGCAGAUAAUGAAUAA